CACUUCCUGUUUUCAGGAGAGGAGAGGAGAAAGUGUUACGAAAACAGGGAUUGAUUAAAGUCUAAUAUUUUAUUGGAAACGUAAGAAUAUUCUUAUAUUUUUAGAAGCAAUCUAGUAAUUUUCAAAAGAAGAACUACUUGGGUGAAACAUCUGUCAUUUGAAUACUCCCAAGAUGCCUGUUUCCUGCAGCAGCUGCGGUGAGAAGCGGGCUGCGUUGAAACGCCCCAAAACUGGCCACUCGUUGUGUAAAGAGUGUUUCUUUAUGGCCUUUGAGGAGGAGGUGCAUCAGACCAUAGUCAAUGCAAGUCUCUUCAAAUCUGGUGAAAGUGUAGCUAUUGCUGCCUCUGGAGGAAAGGACUCCACUGUGCUUGCACAUGUCAUGAAGGUCCUGAACGAGCGGUACAACUAUGGUCUGGAACUCAUGCUCAUCUCAGUGGACGAGGGGAUCACUGGUUAUAGAGAUGACUCUUUGGAGACCGUGAAGAGGAAUCAGCAGCAGUAUGAGCUUCCCCUGAAGAUAGUUUCGUAUGAAGAACUGUACGGCUGGACUAUGGAUGCCAUAGUGAAGCAGGUGGGAUUGAAAAAUAACUGCACGUUCUGUGGGGUGUUCAGAAGACAGGCGCUGGACAGGGGAGCCCUCAUGCUGAAAGUUGAUAAGAUAUGUACAGGUCACAAUGCUGAUGACGUAGCAGAGACAGUUUUGAUGAACGUCUUGCGAGGUGACAUAGCUCGUCUGCGCCGCUGCACUGCUAUUUCCACAGCCAGUGAGGGUGAAGGUGUUGUGCCACGAUGCAAGCCUCUCAAAUACGCUUACGAGAAAGAAAUUGUUCUUUACGCCUAUUUUAAGAAGCUGGACUACUUUUCCACUGAAUGUAUCUAUUCUCCAAAUGCUUAUCGAGGACAUGCAAGAACCUUUUUGAAGGAUCUGGAAAGUAUAAGGCCCAGCUCCAUUAUAGAUAUCAUCCACUCUGGUGAGAACUUGUCUGUGCGAGAGGGGGUGAAGAUGCCCGUCCAGGGAACUUGCAGCCGCUGUGGCUACAUCUCGAGCCAGGCACUGUGCAAGUCAUGUGUUCUGCUGGAGGGACUGAACCGAGGCCUGCCAAAGCUGGGUAUAGGCAAGCACCACCGACUGCAUGGGAAGAUCCUGUCCCAGCAGCCCCUGACUGAGAAGGAGGAGAGAAAACUAAAAUCUGUUGAAUUUUAACAAUUGAAACUUUUCUUUUUAAAUUGUAAACUCAAAAUUAUGCUAACAACUUGUAUUUACAAAAUGGAAAUAUCUGAUAUUUAGUUAGAGAAGAGGGAAAAAUUGAAACUUUCUUCUUGAAUGUGACUUCUAUACAUAUUCAUGAGAAUAAAAACUUUUUACAGAAAUGCAUGGUACAGCAUAUUGUUUUUUUUAAAUAUAUGAUUCUCCUUGUUUGUAACUUAAACUCUGGUUGUUUUUUUGUUUUUUUACUGAAACAUAUGAGUGAAAUAUAGAGCAAAUAUAACAUAAUAAAGAAUGUUAGAUCAGAGUUUAUUUUAUUUGAAGCUAUUAAAAAUACUGGUACUAUAUAUGUUAUAUAAAUAAAUAUAAUGUUUGGGGUCAGCCA
Oryzias melastigma (Indian medaka) is the source of this 1592-nucleotide messenger RNA. RefSeq names its product cytosolic thiouridylase subunit 1 homolog (S. pombe) (gene ctu1). The transcript has 3 exons. Lineage: Eukaryota; Metazoa; Chordata; Actinopteri; Beloniformes; Adrianichthyidae. Gene Ontology annotation, cellular component: cytosolic tRNA wobble base thiouridylase complex; mitochondrion. The record is from RefSeq and is a predicted model, not a curated record. The coding region runs from base 173 to 1204 and encodes 343 amino acids. Gene Ontology annotation, biological process: tRNA wobble position uridine thiolation. Gene Ontology annotation, molecular function: tRNA binding.